ACAAAAACAAAAACAUGAAGUUCAAGACGUUUAUUGUGCUUGGUCUUUUGCUUGCUUCGGUUCUUCUCAUUUCUUCCCCAGCUAGAGUGGAUGGAGAGCUCGUAGAAGACUCGAUUCAAGAGAUUAACAAAGGAAGUGGAAAAGGAGGAGGUGGUAAAGGAAGUGGCGGCAAAGGAGGAGGAGGCCAAGGCGGCGGAAAAGGAGGUGGUGGUAAAGGUGGUGGUGGUGGACUAGAAGAAGAUGAAGUGCCGGUGUUUGACCUAAACCAAGGUGGAGGAAGCAAAGGAGGAGGAUCUGGAAAAGGUAAAGGUGGAGGCUCAAGCGGAGGAAAAGGUGGAGGAGGAAAAGGUGGUGGUGGUGGUAUUGAAGAAGAACUGUUUGACCUUGAUCAAGCAGGCAAGGGAGGUAGUUCUGGAGGUGGCAAGGGUGGAGGUUCUGGAGGAGGAAAAGGUGGAGGUUCUGGAGGAGGAAAAGGUGGUGGCUCUGGAGGAGGCAAGGGUAAAGGAGGUGGUGGUGUUGAAGAAGAAGAAUUUUUGGACCUUAACCAAGGAGGAUCCAUAGGCCAAGGAGGCGGACAAGGAGGAGGCAAGGGCAGCGGAAGUGGCAGACAAGGAGGAGGCAAGGGAAGCGGACAAGGAGGAAAAGGUAGCGGCAGUGGCGGACAAGGUGGUAGUGGACAAGGAGGAGGCAAGGGAAGCGGACAAGGAGGAAAAGGUAGCGGCAGUGGCGGACAAGGUGGUAGUGGACAAGGUGGCGGCAAAGGAGGUGGUAGCGGCGGUCAUGGUGGCAGCAAAGGAGGUGGUAGCGGCGGUCAUGGUGGCAGCAAAGGAGGUGGUAGCGGUGGUAAAGGUGGCGGAGGAGGUGGGUCUGGUGGUGGACAAGGAAGCAGAGGAGGGGGGUCUGGUGGUGGACAAGGAAGUAGAGGAGGGGGUUCAGGAGGAAAUAGAGGAGGUGGUGGUAGUGGAGGAGGAGGAGGAUUGAACUAA
Messenger RNA from Amaranthus tricolor (Joseph's coat), 986 nucleotides. RefSeq names its product glycine-rich protein DOT1-like. The coding region runs from base 15 to 986 and encodes 323 amino acids. NCBI's taxonomy places the organism in Eukaryota, Viridiplantae, Streptophyta, Magnoliopsida, Caryophyllales, Amaranthaceae. The record is from RefSeq and is a predicted model, not a curated record. The transcript is spliced from 2 exons.